Molecule: messenger RNA, 751 nt
Organism: Oryza brachyantha (malo sina)
Lineage: Eukaryota; Viridiplantae; Streptophyta; Magnoliopsida; Poales; Poaceae
Product: germin-like protein 8-14
Exons: 1
Coding region: 10-714 (234 amino acids)
Cellular component (GO): cell wall
Molecular function (GO): manganese ion binding
Source: RefSeq, a predicted model, not a curated record
UUGCUAGCUAUGUUCACAAACACCAUGGGGAACGCCAUGCUCCUCCUCCUCGUGCCCUUGCUCUCCCUGAUCAUGGCGUCGUCCACCCCUUCCACGCAGGCCCUGGUCCAGGACUUCUGCGUCGGCGACCUGGCCCGCGGCGACACGCCGGCGGGCUACCCGUGCAAGCCCGAGGCCGCCGUCACCGCCGACGACUUCUCCUACCGCGGCCUGUCCGCCACCGGCCCGACCAUCGAGCCCUUCAACAUCGCCCUCUCCUCGGCCUUCUCCCCGCGGUUCCCCGGCGUGAACGGGCUGGGCAUCUCCGCCGCCAUCGUCCACUUCGGCCCCGGCGGCGUCGUGCCGCUGCACUCCCACCCGGGCGGCAGCGAGCUCCUGUUCGUCGUCGAGGGCACGCUGUCCGCCGGCUUCAUCAGCUCCGUCACCAACAAGGUGUACACCCAGACGCUCCGCAAGGGCGACCUCAUGGUGUUCCCGCAGGGCCUCCUGCACUUCCAGAUCGCCACCGGCGCCGGCGCCGGCGGCAACGACGACAACGCGACGGCGCCGGCCGCCGUGGCGCUCUCGAUGUACAGCAGCUCCAACCCGGGCCUGCAGAUCCUGGACUUCGCGCUCUUCGCCAACAACCUCCCGAGCGAUGUGCUCAGCAAGGUCAGCGUGCUCGACGAGCUGCAGAUCAAGAAGUUGAAGUCUCUCUUUCGCGGGACCGGAUAAUUUAUAUAUAUUCCCUCCGAUUAUGCGUGGACUUUUU